AUGGGGAAAGAUUCCCAAAUUUCCAAGCAGCCACCUAGGCAUGAAAUGACCUACUUCCCCAAACUCACCUCCGAAGUCAGAGCUUUUGGACAGUUCAGAAAAGUGAUUCAUACCGGCCUUUACUCGCAGCUAGUCACAAUGGAGGUGCCUGUUGGUGGAGACAUUGGCGAUGAGGUGCAUACGGUCGAUCAGGUAUUGAUCUUCACAAGCGGGGAGGGCAAAGCAACAAUCGCAGGGAAAGACCAGGACGUGAAAGCUUCCGAUGUUGUGUUCGUGCCGGCUGGUACACAACAUCAAUUCAUCAAUACGUCCAAAACACAGCCGCUUGAACUUGUGACGGUGUAUAGCCCAGCAGAGCAUGACCCACAGACUGUGCACAAGACCAAGGAGGAAGGGGAUGAAGAGGAGGAUAAUGGAAAGGAUGAAGCUCCUGAGUGGAGCCAGCAGUCGAAGGCAUCGAAUGAGGAUAAUGGCCUGGUAAAGGAGAGUGGAGGUCCGUAUGAGAAUGGCGAUGAUGGCAGACAUAAGAAGGCUUGA
This is a messenger RNA of Ramularia collo-cygni, 537 nucleotides long. Its product is annotated as related to AraC-like ligand binding domain protein. The coding region runs from base 1 to 537 and encodes 178 amino acids. The transcript is spliced from 2 exons. Lineage: Eukaryota; Fungi; Ascomycota; Dothideomycetes; Mycosphaerellales; Mycosphaerellaceae. The record is from RefSeq and is a predicted model, not a curated record.